AUGCAUAACCUUCAAGCCGUUGCCUCUUCGUCGCUAUCCCUGCCGGCGGAUAGCUACAUUUACGGUCUCACCGCAGCAGGCCCAGGCACCUUUGCUGCCAUCUCCUCGGAUGAUUCGCUGCGUGUGUUUGACGCCGCCGAUCUCAACCGCGGGGCUGUCGUCUCAUCGCAUACCCACGAUGGUGUGACGUCGCUGCGGAGCUAUGUGGGCGAGUCGCAGCUACUGGUGACAGGCGGCCGAGAUGGUAAGGUCAGGAUUUGGGAUGUCCGGGCUGGUGGGCCAGUCGUGGAGAUGGAGACGACGAAACAAUCACCUGUGCUGUCUGUAGCCUGCAAUCCCGAGACCAAUACCGUUGUUGCGGGGACCGAGCUUGUCUCUUCACAGGCUGUUGUUGAAUUCUGGGACAUCCGAUCUCCCAAGGAGUUCAGCUUGCAAUACGUGGAAAGUCACAACGAUGAUAUCACCGAGCUCCAAUACCACCCGACACGCAGCAAUAUCUUACUCUCCGGCAGCACAGACGGCCUAGUAAACAUCUACAACACAAAUAUAACCGACGAAGACGAAGCCCUCGUGCAAGUAAUCAACCACGGCUCCGUACAUCAUGCAGGCUUCCUCUCGGAACGCGAGAUCUUCGCCCUGAGCCACGACGAGCUCUUCUCCGUGCACCCGGCCACAGACCCAGACGAUGACGCGCAGAUGCCCGACCCCGUACAGUUCGGUGACAUUCGCGAGAAGCUAGCUUGUGAGUAUGUCGCGCAGCUAUGCAUCGGUGGUCAGGGGGCGUUUAUUGCUGCUGGUAACAAGAUGGACCACCGCCUCGAUCUCGUCCCACUCGUUUCCGGUCCCGAGUGGAAAUUCGACCAGGAGAAUCUGUGGCGUCUACCCGGUGCUCAUGGCGAGGAAGUUGUGCGCUCGGUGUGUUUGGAUGAACAGAGUCAAUCCGUCUUCACAUGUGGCGAAGAUGGGUUCGUGCGAGCAUGGAAGCUCGGCGAAGAAGGUGCUUCAGUCCAGGCUGGGUCUGCGAGGUCCCGGCCAAAGAAGGAGAAGAAGGAUCGCUUUAAGCCGUACUAG
This is a messenger RNA of Penicillium antarcticum, 1071 nucleotides long. Its product is annotated as WD40 repeat domain-containing protein. The record is from RefSeq and is a predicted model, not a curated record. The transcript is spliced from 6 exons. NCBI's taxonomy places the organism in Eukaryota, Fungi, Ascomycota, Eurotiomycetes, Eurotiales, Aspergillaceae. Gene Ontology annotation, molecular function: protein binding. The coding region runs from base 1 to 1071 and encodes 356 amino acids.